Molecule: messenger RNA, 4900 nt
Organism: Rhea pennata
Lineage: Eukaryota; Metazoa; Chordata; Aves; Rheiformes; Rheidae
Gene: PLEKHB2
Product: pleckstrin homology domain containing B2
Exons: 9
Coding region: 203-871 (222 amino acids)
Biological process (GO): regulation of cell differentiation
Cellular component (GO): membrane
Source: RefSeq, a predicted model, not a curated record
GACGUCAGGCGGGGACGGCGCUGCCCGCGGCCCGGUGGCGGAGCGGGGCCGGCGGCGGCGGCGGCAGGAUUGCACCUUAGUGAGGAAACAGGAAGGCACAGAAGCACCAUUGGAGAGAACUGUUCCUGCAGAAGUACAAGAAUAUUUCCUUGUAAAGAAGAGUCCAGAGGAGAGAAGCAUCUACAGGGGAGAUUAAGCAGCAAUGGCAUUUGUGAAGAGUGGAUGGCUGCUCCGACAAAGUACUAUUUUACGGCGUUGGAAGAAGAACUGGUUUGACCUAUGGUCUGAUGGCCGUUUAAUAUUCUAUGAUGAUCAGAAUCGCCAUGAUAUAGAAGAUAAAAUCCACAUGCGAAUCCAUUGCAUCAACCUCAGAAUGGGGAAUGAAUGUCGAGAUUUUCAGCCUCCAGAGGGGAAGCAGAGAGACUGUUUACUGCAGAUUGUUUGCCGUGAUGGGAAGACAGUCAAUCUCUGUGCGGAGAGUGCAGAUGACUGCCUGGCAUGGAAAAUGGCUCUCCAAGAUGCCAGAACAAACACAGGCUACGUGGGAUCUGAAGUGAUGUAUGAUGAGACAGCCAUUUCCUCAGCCCCUCCUCCCUAUACAGCAUAUGCUACACCAUCACCUGAGGUUUAUGCCUAUGAUCAGUACAAUGGUGGGUAUCCUCCCACUGGUCCUCAAGUCUUCUAUGCUUCCAACGGACAAACCUAUGCUGUUCCCUAUCAAUAUCCAUACCCAGGACCUUAUGGUCAGCCCCCAGCAAACCAUGUCAUCAUUCGAGAACGUUACCGUGACAGCGAUGGAGAUCUUGCACUGGGCAUGCUUGCUGGAGCAGCGACUGGAAUGGCCCUGGGAUCACUAUUCUGGGUUUUCUAGAUUUCCCAGUUUCUUAUCUUUGUAGUUCCAAAAAUCUUUAUUUAAUUCUGUGUGCAAUAAUAUAUUGGCAAUGUUGAUUAUUGUUAAACUUUAAGAAAUGCAAUAGUUAUUUUUCAGUAGUGACAUCUUAGUAUCUGAUUCUUAACUGUCCUGAGGAGAGUUUAAAGGCACCAUUUAGCUGAAGUGCUUAAAGAUGGCAUGUGCUGCUCUUGAACUCUGUUCUGAUGUUUGGAGUUUAAAGGAUUUUUAUCAAUAAGGGAUCAAUAUUGGCACCAACAUAAUAUGGUAGCAGUGACGAGGUUUAUGAAUAGCUUUAUGUUUAUAAACACCUCAUUUUUUUUGGUCCAAAUACAAAGUUUACAGGAGCUUUGCAUUAGAGUACAUGUACUAUUGCCUUCUGAACGUUACUCCAACACGUAGCCUCAACAGAAACUCUUGGCAUUAUGUGGACUGCCAUACUUGAGAUUUUUGUUUCUAAACUUGCCUGCAGAUGGUAGCAAUUUUCUUAGAUGGAGUCCUUUAUGUAUCUCUCUCACCACCUAGGCAGAUUAGACUUUGAAAAUGUAUAAAUCAACUGCUAAGAAGAGACAGCACUCCUCACUUCUUUUAUUCUCCGAGAUAAUAUGAAUGACCAGUGGCAAGGAAGACAAAUGCUUGAUCAAUCCUUAUCCUGUUUCUCUCUUCUCUGGUCAGAUGAAAGUAAUGAAACUUUAGCCUCAUAAGUUGUCUUCCAAGUCUGUAGAAAAGACACUGCCUCCUCAGUCACUGUACCAACUGCUCUGCUGAGGAAGAGGCAGUUGUCUAGAGUUUCUGCUUAUUACUGCUGUUGCCCUACAGAGUCUGCAGGAGAACUAACUUGAACAACACUUGCCUGGCUGGGCCUGGCAGAGCCCCUUUGCAUGCAGUAAUAGUAAGGGGAGAGAGACAAACAGCAUGAGAUCUUGCACGCAGGCACUUUAAUAUCAGCUGCCUUGCCAUGGCUGGGAUAGCAUCUACUACUCAGCCUACAAGGUUUCCUACCCCAGGUUCACAUCUACAAGUAGAUUUGAGCACAGUUGAGACUGUGCUUUGUUAUAUGUGUGCUUCUCCCUCUUUCUUCCCCUCUCAUUAUUUGUUAAGAAAAACACUCCAAGGAACCUGGCUGCCUUUGCUCCUGAGUCUGGUUCCUUACACAGUGACGGCUGCGGCGCUACAGACUCUAACCUGGAGUGACACUGUUCUGUGGCCUGUAACAUUGUCCUGUUAUAAUCCAUGCUGAGCUUUGCUUGGUAGAGGAAAGAAAUGCACAUGCUUUCAUAAUUAGGUAAAGGAGAUAGGGUGCCUAAGUUGUGUUCUUUAUAGUAAGAGGACUUAUUUUUAUACCUCCACUUUCAGCUUCCUGUAAUCAUACUGUUUUAGUAUUUUAAGGCUUUUUUCUUUUUAAGUUUCAUUUAGAAGUAGAUUAAUUCCCUCAAGGUUUGGAGGGUUUACAGUAUGUCAGAAAAGAUGAAAAUAGAUGAGAACUGACAUCCAUGUACAUUUAGACCAAGCCUCAAGCAAGCUUUUUUAUCUCAACUUAAAGCUGUCUUGGCUGGGUCCUACAUAUUUAAACGAUACAGGUCUCUGACAACAGUCCGGAUAGCAACCAAGGGAAGCAGUAAGUUUUCAAGAUUCUUAGGACUAACUUGAACAAACUGAAAACAUCAAAAGGAAACAGACAGAUGUUAUCUUGGCUGCAUUACUAACUGUGGGCCCAAUCCAGGGAAUGCAAGCUGCUUUCAAGAAACUUUGGAUUGGAACCAUGUACCUAUGUGCAUGCAAGUCCUUCCACUGAUGAACAGAAGCUGCAUAUGUUCUGCUAAUGAUAUGUACUAAAAGGACUUAAUCUAUUUGUUGGAAGUUCAAAAAAGAACUAAAGCAUAAAGUCUCCUAUUGAUAAUCCAAUGAAAGGGAAUUGGCAUUCACUAAGUUUUCUUAAGAGGCUUGGUACCCUUGAGCUCAGAAAGAGAUGGUGACUGGAACUUAAAUGAGCAAACACAACUUUUUCAAGCCUUGAGAUAACCUUUAAGUUGAUUAUAGGUCUACACUGCUGUUUAGAGUAGUUCGAGCUUUGCAGUCUUAACUAGUUAUGCAGAAUGCCUCCAUCUCUUCUCCCUGUGUGAUACUUGGCUUGUAAGGGUGGGGGGAAUAAAACAAUUGAAUAUCAUUCUAAUUUCCUUUGAAUUUCAUAAUGACAGUGAAAGAACAGCACAGAAUGACUCAGCUUAUUUAUCAUAAGUUCAGAGUUUUUACAAGAGCAGUUGAUCACAGCAGGGGAGCAUGCGUCUUGUGCUUUCAGGAGGUAAGUGUGUUUGGGUCCUGAAUUUAUGAAAGGAAAGUACGUAAGAUAAAGACUGUUGAUCACAGAACAUUCCUAGGAUUAACUCAAAGCAAUAAAUGAUCCUUUCUGAAAGUUCAAAUUGGAGUAAGUCCCCAUUUAAAAAGAUAACCUUACCAAGUAGUGUAUUUCUCAGGGGAAAAAAUCACAAAGUGAAGCUGAAGAUUCCAAUUUUUCUUGAUACAAUAGGCUUCUUUUUACAAAAAUCAUGAGCUACUUUUUUAUCCUAGUAGCAUAGCCAUUUAACAGCCAGAAGGUAAAUGUACAAAACUGCACAAAAUCAAAUUGGCAAUUUUCUUAUUGCAGGUCCUCAUAGCCUUUCUGAUCUCAGUGCAAAAAUAAAAGUGGAGAUGUCUUGCUGCAGAAAGCAGGAGCACUGGGAUAACCGCUUGAACUCCCUGGUAGCUAAAGCUCAUAGAUGCGCUUCCUGAAGACACUGUUCUACUUCCUGUUCCUCAGGAAGAGUGGUGGUUUGGUCUUAUCUGUAAUAAUAUCUAACUAGAUGCACAGUAAUGACUCAAUAGCCCUCAUCUGUCCAGAUCAGCUCUUGUUACACGUGCAGUUUUGUGGAUGCUGGUGUCAGCUGAAGGAGCAGGGCCAGAGGGGAUGUCAGGGCUUGCCUGAUUUACAGAUGUCCUUGUGAUGGGAAGAGGCAGAGUUCUUGCUAAUACUUAGAGAGACUGAUAGCAGAUUUGGCAAGAUCAUUUCAAAGCUGAUUGAGUGUAUAGUCCUAAACAGAUGUUUGCCUCCAAAUGAUUAUAUUCAUGAUGCUGGCAUUCCAGUUACACCUGUAUAGCACCCAAAACACAUGAUUUUACAACGUCAGGCACAAUACUUGUGCUCCCUAAAGCUACUGGAAGUCCACAGCUAUUACAUUACUUUUUGCAGUGCAUGCUAUCAGUUAAGAAUGACAAAAUUUGUCGUGUAGCAGCUACAGUCUGUUCAUUGUUGAACGACUUUGUUAAACGGCAGUGCUUACAGAGUUCAUGAGUCUAUGCAUUCACAUGUGACUAGUUAAUUCCGAGUUCUCUCUUACGGACAGCUGGACAAAGCUAGGCUUCCAGAGGGUGGUAUGGAAAUUCUUCAUCUUCUGGAAAGCCAGACUAUGCUAAAAGGGUCAACCAAGGCCUUCUCAGAUACUUAGUUACAUAUGAAAACACAGCUACCUAAAGGUGAGGCCGGGGGAGGGCUGGGGAGUGAGCCUCUUCUAGUGAGUGGGCAGAGGCUUAUGAACUUGGGAGGUGGGGAUGGCAAGUGUUUGUGGACACAGCAACUAUACUGACUUCUGGCAAAGAUGUGCUGAAGCACAUUCUGAGCUGUGCCUAAGUAUCUGCCCUAAGUAUUAUGCAAAACAGGCUUCUUUUUUUUUUCUUGAAUGGAGACUGAACAGUUGAUUUAACCAGCUAGGCAAGCUGAACAAAGGAGAAAGAAUUCACAGCUAUGUUCCUCAAAUGUCUGUCUGUGUCUUUUCCUCCUCAUGAUAUGCCUAAGUAGACAUUAGAUAACAUGCCUAAAUCAUGGAGGGUAGCAUGCAAUAAAUGCUUUUGUUUUUAGAUACUUCAUGUUCUGUGUUCUUCUCAUGCACUCCCUAUCCAAGCUGCUGUUUUUGCUAUAUAUUGUUAUUAAUUUAUAGCAAAAUAUCCUUAGCAAUAAAAUUCAUAUUUAAGUGCAAA